AUGAAGAGCCGCUUUCUCCUUCCUCUCCUGUUUCUGGCAUGUUGUUGCCAUGGCACCUUCUCUUGCCCAGCCCUUUGCAAAUGCUACAUAUCCCCAAGAAAAACGGAGGUGGUCUGUAAUGAAGUCCCCCUCACCCAGUUCCCCUCCGACGGUCUCCCUAGCAACACCACUGCCCUCACCAUCCAGUUCACCAACAUCAGCUCCAUCUCAGAACAGCACCUGAGCGCCACACCCCUUCUACAGGAGCUGUACCUGUACAACAACAACCUGAGCACCCUUCCCUCAGAUCUCUUCAGGGGUGUCCCUCACCUGUUCUCGGUGGCACUCUCGGAUAACACAUUGGAUCAGCUUCCCGCCAAUGUCUUCAGCCACGCUCCGCUGCGUGACCUGGUGCUGAAGAACAACCUGAUCAGCAGUGCGGAUGCUGAUUGGCUCCCUGACAACAGUAACCUCACCUGGCUGGACCUGUCAGGGAACCGUUUGACGGCCGUACCCACAGCCCUGUUCCAGAAACUACGCCACCUGAAGAACCUUGACCUCUCCCAUAACCGCCUGGAGAAGUUCCCGCAAAAUUCGCUACACCCUCUGACCAAACUGGAGAGGCUGACACUGGAGGGGAACAAACUCAGCACCCUGGACGCAUCUACCUUCAGUAACAACCUCAACCUGACGCACCUGUUUCUUCUGGAGAACCGGCUUGGACAACUGCCCCCAACCCUGUUCCAUGGCCUCCCGAACCUGGCGCACCUGAGUCUUGAUGAUAACCUGCUGAGCCACAUCCCUCCUGGUCUGCUGGACCAGCUUCACUCCAUUGAUGAGCAGGGGUUGGACCUCACGGUGAACCCCUGGGUGUGCGAUGGCAAGGUGGAGUACCUGUGGCGGUGGCUGCAGAAGAACCAGAAAAAAGUAUUACUGGCCGAUGACAUCAGGUGUGCCAGCCCUGAGUCUCUGAAGGAACGGUCAGUGAUGUCGCUAACUGACAGUGAGCUAGGACUCUGAUCCAUCAAACCUUUUUCACUCAGAUGAUGAAUUAUCACUGUAACCUAUCUCAAAUUGUGGUCUAUUGAACACUCUUUCCUAUCUCAGAUUCAUCUAUGGUAAUGUUGGUCUAUUGAACACUCUUUCCUAUCUCAGAUUCAUCUAUGGUAAUGUUGGUCUAUUGAACACUCUUUCCUAUCUCAGAUUCAUCUAUGGUAAUGUUGGUCUAUUGAACACUCUUUCCUAUCUCAGAUUCAUCUAUGGUAAUGUUGGUCUAUUGAACACUCUUUCCUAUCUCAGAUUCAUCUAUGGUAAUGUUGGUCUAUUGAACACUCUUUCCUAUCUCAGAUUCAUCUAUGGUAAUGUUGGACUAUUGAACACUCUUUCCUAUCUCAGAUUCAUCUAUGGUAAUGUUGGACUAUUGCAUGCUGUGUAUAUUCAUCCUAAUUAUACACACAUCCAGAUAAAUAAAAGUGACCUGAAUAUGAAUUUUAAAUGAAUUAUCUUGGUGUCCUAUCCUUGCUUUCUAACACAUUGCAGUCUGUCAGAAAGUGGUAUAAAUAUCCGGUCAACUGGCCCCAUGUCUUGACUGAAUAAUAUACCUAUUAAAAUAAUUAUGUAUUAAAUAAAAUUGUGGUAAAAGUAGUCAAAUGUUAAAGGCUAAAACACGUGUUGAUAUUAAUCUCUGAAAAUAACUGAAGGAAAUGCAAACAAUGGGCCAUCACAGUCUCUUUGUACACAUCAAAGAUUUACAAAUAUUGACCUGUAACAAAUGACCAAGCUGUAAUUCAAAUGCUACUCUACAUGGUAUUGUAUAGUUAUUGUGUAGAGUGCCCAUGUCAUGUUUUCAACUACCCCAAAAAUAGUUACAGCAAAAAAAGAUUUGUAUGAUAAAUGACUAAGAAUGGAAAUUCCCAAGUUGCCCAGUUUCUAUUUCUUUGUUUACCUUUCGCAAUAAAUCCACAAAAACAGGAUGUGGACUUUUUAUCUAAACCCACACAUUAUUUACUCUUACUCUUACACACACACACACACACACACACACACACACACACACACACACACACACACACACACACACUCACACACACACACACACUCACACACACACACACACACACGUCAUAUAAGGAGCAUUGAAAUAGUUGUAAGAGCAGAUGAAACAAGAAAGCCAAUGAAGGCAACAAAACACGAAUGACAGCAAGACUUCAGGUAAGUUGAACUAAAGGACUUUGAUUUAAUUACUGUGUCUUAAUCCUGUUGAUAAACAAUACUUUUAUCUGUAUCUGAAAAAAACACAACAACUCAAGUUAUUUGUUAUGUAUUAUUUAUGACUCUAUUGUGAUUAUAUUGAACAUUGAAAGAUAACGAUCAUCCAUUAAAAAAACUGCAUGUAUAAUGGCCUGGAUGUUACAGAGCAUGAAUUCCUUAUUAAUGAUUUAUGAGUCACCUAUGUAUUUUGCAUUAACAUACACUUAUGCAAAUAUUGAAUCUUGUAUGUUUUGAGGCCCAACUAUCUCUUUGUUUUCCAGUCUUAGAAAGAUGAGCACCUGGUUCUUCCUCUCGCUGUGUGUGCUGACCUGUUGUUGUGGCCGCAGCAAUGGCGCCCUCUCUUGCCCAGACAUGUGCACCUGCCACUUCUCUACCAGCGACGCCAAGGUGGUCUGCAGCGACGCCUCCCUCUCCCAGUUCCCCUCCAACAGUCUCCCAGGCAAAACCACCUCCCUGUCCAUCCAAUCCACCAACCUCAGCACUAUUACUGCCAACCACUUACAGGCCACGCCCCUUCUGAAAGAGCUCCAACUGUAUUACACCAACCUGAGCACCCUUCCCUCAGAUCUCCUCAGGGCCGUUCCUCACUUGCACACGUUGGAUCUCACAGGGAACCACCUGCACUUCCUGCCACCAUAUGUCUUCAGCCACGCUCCACUGCGUAACCUGGUGCUGAAGAACAACCUGAUCAGUGGUGUGGAUGCUGAUUGGCUCCCUGACAACAGUAACCUCACCUGGCUGGACCUGUCAGGGAACCGUUUGACGGCCGUACCCACAGCCCUGUUCCAGAAACUACGCCACCUGAAGAACCUUGACCUCUCCCAUAACCGCCUGGAGAAGCUCCUGGCAGGGGCACUGUAUCCUCUGAGCAGACUAGAGAGGCUCAACCUGGAGGGGAACCAACUCAGCACCCUGGACCCUUCUGCCUUCAGGAACACCCCAAACCUGACGCACCUCUUCCUCCAGGAGAACCAACUGGAGAGGCUUCCCCCGACUCUCCUCCAGGGGCUCCAUCACCUUGAUUUCCUGUUUCUCAACCUCAACCGGCUUGGUCACAUCUCCACCACCCUGCUGGAGCAGCUCUCCUCCACACGGACGAGCAACCAUCUUCGGGUGGCCUUCAGCCAGAACCCCUGGGUGUGCGAUAAGAAGGUGGAGGACUUGUGGAGGUGGCUGCAGAAGAACCAGAAGAAAGCUUUCCUGGCCGAUGACAUCAGGUGUGCCAGCCCUGAGUCUCUGAAGGAACGAUCAGUGAUGUCGCUAACUGAGAGUGAGCUAGGACUUUUCACUUAA
This is a messenger RNA of Coregonus sp. 'balchen', 3543 nucleotides long. The record is from the annotation of a GenBank genome assembly. Lineage: Eukaryota; Metazoa; Chordata; Actinopteri; Salmoniformes; Salmonidae.